Penicilliopsis zonata CBS 506.65 is the source of this 1047-nucleotide messenger RNA. RefSeq lists its product as hypothetical. The record is from RefSeq and is a predicted model, not a curated record. Gene Ontology annotation, biological process: retrograde transport, endosome to Golgi; intracellular protein transport. Lineage: Eukaryota; Fungi; Ascomycota; Eurotiomycetes; Eurotiales; Aspergillaceae. The transcript has 5 exons. Gene Ontology annotation, cellular component: retromer complex; endosome. The coding region runs from base 1 to 1047 and encodes 348 amino acids.
AUGACAUCCCUGUUUUUCUCAACCCCUGUCGACAUCGACGUCGUGCUCGAGGAUACCGAUGAGCGCCAGACAGUCGACGUCAAGCUCGACAAGGACCACAAAGAGCGAGUCCCUCUCUACAUGGAUGGCGAGUCGGUCAAGGGCGCAGUGACUGUCAGACCCAAGGAUGGAAAACGAUUAGAGCACACAGGCAUCAAAGUUCAAUUUAUUGGCACGAUUGAGAUGUUCUACGACCGUGGCAGCCAUUACGAAUUUCUUUCGCUCGUCCAGGAACUCGCAGCGCCCGGCGAACUGCAGCAUCCUCAGACGUUUCCCUUCAACUUCAAGAACGUCGAGAAGCAAUAUGAAUCAUACAACGGCAUCAACGUCAAGCUCCGGUACUUUGUGCGAGUGACUGUCUCACGGCGCAUGGCCGAUGUGAUCCGUGAGAAGGACCUCUGGGUCUACUCAUACCGCAUGCCACCGGAGACGAACAGCCCUAUAAAGAUGGACGUCGGUAUCGAGGACUGCCUCCACAUCGAAUUCGAAUACUCCAAAUCUAAAUACCAUCUCAAAGAUGUCAUCGUGGGGCGCAUCUAUUUCCUGCUCGUACGGUUGAAGAUCAAACACAUGGAGCUCUCCAUCAUCAGACGGGAAACUACCGGCACACCCCCGAACCAGUAUAACGAAAGUGAGACGUUGGUGCGCUUCGAGAUCAUGGACGGCUCUCCAUCACGAGGUGAAACGAUUCCAAUUCGUCUGUUCCUCGGUGGGUUCGAUCUCACUCCCACGUUCCGAGACGUCAAUAAGAAGUACUCCACGCGGUAUUACCUUAGCCUGGUCCUGAUCGAUGAAGACGCCCGUCGUUACUUCAAACAAUCCGAAAUCGUCUUGUACCGCCAGGCCCCCGAAAUCGCACCAACACCGCAAGUCGCGCAGCAGCAGCAGAUUCAACAGCAACAACUUCUUGAACAGCAGCAGCAAGCGCAGCAUCUGCCCGGUGCCGCCUCCGUUGGUCCUGGCCGCGGCGCCGCAUAUCAUCAAGGCGUGGCCGCCUCUGUGGCAUAG